Molecule: messenger RNA, 5739 nt
Organism: Lymnaea stagnalis (great pond snail)
Lineage: Eukaryota; Metazoa; Mollusca; Gastropoda; Lymnaeidae
Source: the annotation of a GenBank genome assembly
UUCCGCUCAUGAAUACAACUCCCUUUGACACGUCAUGUCUAUUUUUAUGCAGAUGACUUAGGAACCCCCCGAGUGCAUCCCGGGUAGUGCCGGUACAUAUCUCAGCUAAAUAACUUCUAACUUUGAAAUUAUGGAAAGUAAUUCGUCUAUAGCAAUAACAGAUUUUUCUGAAAAUUUACUCGAUAAAACAAUUUAUUUCAAAAUCAUUAAACUUGAUGAUAGUUUCUUUGCAUGGGUUGGUUGUAAUCCAAUUUUAUCAAACAUGGCUGUAGCGAUGCCGGCAAAAUAUGUAAGUAGGUCACGAUGUCAGUUUACUGUAAUAAUCGGAAAAUGUAACAAUCAGAUUUGUACAUCUGUAUCGGGGUUAAAUUACAGUACGCCUACAUCUUGUUGUCUGUAGUUUUGUCGUUCAUAUAAUUAGGAAAUGGGUUGCAUGGAGAUCCCCAUUUUUAAUGGAAUUAAAAUGCAUGGUAACAUUUUUUAAAGAAUUGGUAUGUGUAAUCAAAUACCGGUAUUCGUAUUGUUUAUACGUGACAGUAAGCUCACUAAGUUCCUGACGUGUAUUGAGUAAGGCCCGGCAGUGCGGAGCGGCUGGAGGGUGGGUGGGGGAAGGGGAUGUUGUGUGUAUGCCUUGAAAUUAAAGCUAAAGCACAAGGAAUACUUAUCUAAUAAAUAUGGGUCUGUGUUUGUUAGUUAUAAUAAUAAAACAUUUAAGUUUAAGCAUUUUGCUAAAUUGUCUAUUCAUAUUUUAAUUACCAAUAUUGGCAAUAUCAUUUAAAGUAUUAAGUAUUAGUAUUAUGAAUAAUAAUAAUGUUACAAACUAUGGAUAAUCUUUAAAUAUUUAACUUUGAAAAUUGAAAAUAAUUAUUGUAAACAUAUUUGAAUUUGUCGUUUUUAGAAAUUACCCAAUUUUCCUCAUUUAUUAUUAUUAUGCUUGUUUGACGAAAGCGGUGCAAAGAUUAACCUUAUCAAACAGCUUACUGGUACGGUACAAAUCUGUUAUUUGUCGACGAGUUAAUAGCGUGCCACACUUUUUAACGAUUUUACAUUAGGUUCAAGGACUAUAUUUUCUUAAAACACGGGACCUCCCAUCUAUCAAUAGACUGUAAAAUUACACUAUAAACUCUUAGCGACGACGACUUGUGGGAAGCAUUAAAACAUAUAUUAUAAUAUAUUCGAAUCAUGAAGCAAAACUAUCGCUGACAUUUCUUUCUUUCUAAUGCCUACUAAUGGCUUUCUUAGCUUCAUUUUAUUGGCAAUGCAUGUGUCUGAAAUAUAUGCAUGUCUAGGGUUAAAAAGUUCUGGAAAAGUAAUCAUUAGAAAUGGAGACAAAUCAGGAUGAAAAGGUCACAGAAUGUAAACAGUCGCCUUGGUUGUUAACCGGUUUUUCUCGAUGCAAUGGUGCCAGCGGCGAGCAUACAAGCAGCGAGCUGACCAAUCAAGUUCAAGCGGCGAGCAUACAAGCAGCGAGCUGACCAAUCAAGUUCAAGCGGCGAGCAUACAAGCAGCGAGCUGACCAAUCAAGUUCAAGCGGCGAGCAUACAAGCAGCGAGCUGACCAAUCAAGUUCAAGCGGCGAGCAUACACCCACUGACCAAACAAGCCCCGAGGCUCACGGUCAUACCAGCAUCAGGUCGUAGGACCGGCAGUUCAUUAGUUCACACAUUAUCACGUGACCACCGUGGUCACCGGAUGGGUUUCAUUAACGUCAUGAUGGUAUGAUGGCCAGGGUGAUGUCAUGAUGGUAUGAUGGCCAGGGUGAUGUCAUUAUGGUAUGAUGGCCAGGGUGAUGUCAUUAUGGUAUGAUGGCCAGGGUGAUGUCAUUAUGGUAUGAUGGCCAGGGGGUGUCAUGAUGUUAUGAUGGCCAGGGUGAUGGAUUCUGGAGAUGAUUCUGUGGCUUUUCAUGUUACUAAUGACGUAAGAAAACAAUGUGUUCUAGCCCCAACUAUUUUUAGCAUGGUAUUCCCAGUUAUGCUGACUAAUGCUUGUCACAAUCGUUUGUGUAUGUACGACGGCAUGUGAACCUCGAUAAAACACAAGUGCAGGAAGUAGCCUACAGCAGAUGGGCGGCUAGGUCUUAUGGUACAGGAAGUAGCCUACAGCAGAUGAUCAGCUAUGUCGGAUGGUACAGGAAGUAGCCUAUAGCAGAUGGUCAGCUAGGUCUUAUAGUACAGAAAGUAGCCUACAGCAGAUGGUCAGCUAGGUCUUAAGGUACACCAAGUAGCCCACAGCAGAUGGUCAGAUAUGUCUUAUGGUACAGGAAGUAGCCUAUAGCAGAUGGCCAGCUAGGUCUUAUGGUACAGGAAGUAGCCUAUAGAAGAUGGUCAGCACGUUCUUAUGGUACAUCAAGUAGCCUAUAGCAGAUGGCCAGCUAGGUCUUAUGGUACAGGAAGUAGCCUAUAGCAGAUGGUCAGCUAGGUCUUAUGGUACAGGACGUAGCCUAUAGAAGAUGGUCAGCACGUUCUUAUGGUACAUCAAGUAGCCUAUAGCAGAUGGCCAGCUAGGUCUUAUGGUACAGGAAGUAGCCUACAGCAGAUGGUCAGCUAGGUCUUAUGGUACAGGAAGUACCCUACAACAGAUGGUCAGCUAGGUCUUAUGGUACAGGAAGUAGCAUAUAGCAGAUGGUCAGCUAGGUCUUGUGGUACAGGAAGUAGCCUAUAGAAGAUGAUCAGCUAGGUCUUAUGGUACAUCAAGUAGCCUACAGCAGAUGGUCAGCUAGGUCUUAUGGUACAUGAAGUAAGCUAUAGCAGAUGGUUAGCUAGGUCUUAUAGUACAGGAAGUAGCCACAGCAGAUGGUCAGCUAGGUCCUGUGGUACAGGAAAUAGCCCACGGCAGAUGGUCAGCUAGGUCUUAUGGUACAGGAAGUAGCAUACAACAGAUGGUCAGCUAGUUCUUAUGGUACAUCGAGUAGCCUACAGCAGAUGGUCAACUAGGUCUUUUGGAACAGGAAGUAGCCUACAACAGAUGGUCAGCUAGGUCUUAUGGUACAGGAAGUAGCCUAUAGCAGAUGAUCAGCAAGAUCUUAUGGUACAGGAAGUUGCCCACAGCAGAUGUUCAGCUAGGUCUUAUGGUACAGGAAGUAGCCCAAAGCAGAUGGUGAGCUAGGUCUUAUGGCACAUCAAGUAGUCUAUAGCAGAUGGUCAGCUAGGUCUUAUGGUACAGGAAGUAGCCUACAGCAGAUGGUCAGCUAUGUCUUAUGGUACAGGAAGUAGCCUAUAGCAGAUGGCCAGCUAGGUCUUAUGGUACAGGAAGUAGCCUACAGCAGAUGGUCAGCUAGGUCUUAUGGUACAGGAAGUAGCCCACAGCAGAUGGUUAGCUAUGUCUUAUGGUACAGGAAGUAGCCUAUAGCAGAUGACCAGGUAGGUCUUAUGGUACAGGAAGUAGCCUAUAGAGGAUGGUCAGCACGUUCUUAUGGUACAUCAAGUAGCCUAUAGCAGAUGGCCAGCUAGGUCUUAUGGUACAGGAAGUAGCCUAUAGCAGAUGGUCAGCUAGGUCUUAUGGUACAGGAAGUAGCCUACAGCAGAUUGUAGCUAUAGGUCUUAAAGAAUAAAAAUAGAAGAUAAAACCAUGUACCUUAAAACUUCUUUAACAUUGGAUCAAAGUUCAAGUUGUUUUCAACCUCCCUUAACCCGACCCCUCCCACAAAACAACAUCAACAAACAAACAAACCCACAAACAUUCGCGACACACUUUAGUUAUGAAAUGAUUAACAUGUUGGUUUUUUUUUCCCCACAGGGCUCAAUACCCACCAGCAGUGUCCUGUUUGGUUCAAAGUCAGAGCAGACGUCAUCCACACUGGCACAGAAACUCGGUAGGGACGCACUUUUCAAUUACACCAAUGCAAUAAAGCAUUAAAUCAAGUUGAUACUGAUUAAGUUAAAAUUUGUGCCAACUCUCAUUUUUAGUUUCUAUAUUAUGGUGGUUGAGUCAUAAACAGUCUGUUCAUUAUGGUGGUUCUCCUGGGACGGUCUAAUGGAGGUCCUCCUGGGAAGGUCUAAUGGAGGUCCUCCUGGGACGGUCUAAUGGAGGUCCUCCUGGGACGGUCUAAUGGAGGUCCUCCUGGGACGGUCUAAUGGAGGUCCUCCUGGGACGGUCUAAUGGAGGUCCUCCUGGGACGGUCUAAUGGAGGUCCCCUGGGAUGGUCUAAUGGAGGUCCUCCUGGGACGGUCUAAUGGAGGUCCUCCUGGGACGGUCUAAUAAAUGUCCUCCUUUGACGUUCUAAGGGAGGUCCCCCUGGGAUGGUCUAAUGAAGGUCCUCCUGGGAUGGUCUAAUGUAGGUCUUCCUGACACUCACUAGGAAGUAGUAACCCUUGUACAUACUGCACACUCAAUCUUAGAUGUAUAAUUAAAACUGUAGUUCGGUUCUCACUAAGUGUUUAGUGAUGCCCUGUCGAAUACCUUUGUUUUUCAAAUGGCCAUUGGGGGGGGGGGGGGGGGGGGGGGGGCUUAGCUAACCACUGCCAGCGCUCAACAAGUUCUGGAAAAACAAAUGUGGGAAAUCCCCUAAGAUCCCCCUCUUGAAAUAAAUAUGUAUUUUUAUCCUUAAAAAUGGAUUCGAACGCCUUUGACUACCAUUCAUGCAAGACUCGCGCUGUGACCUCUGCCAGAAAAGGGAGAUGUUGAGCCUAGAGACAGUAUUGCCCCCCUGGCCCCAAGAUUAGCCAAAGUUGCAAGACCUAUUCGCGUCACUAUUUUGAGACAUGACCGUGACACAUUGGCUUGAUCAACUCCAUUACUGUCUACUAACUUUGACUCCAUUGUAGUGAAUUAAGCAAGAGUUGGAAAAUAUUUACGUGAAUAGGGCUCUGGAGUCGGAUUUUUAAAAAAGAUAAACUAUUUACAAUCUCACGAAUGAAGUAGGCUGUUCAGUAACUAUUGGUGUAUAAUUUAAUUAUGUUUAUUUUUCAAAGUUUCAGUGAGACUUCAUCUAUUUUCCCUAAAAGGUUUUAUUGGGAAGCAAAGGAAUGCAUCUCUUUACACAGUGCCGUCGCGUAGAGUCUUCAACCCCGGGCUGAAAAGGGGUGUGUGGGGGGGGGGUAGGGCUGCAGGGGGAUGGGGGCUGGAAUAUAUAAGAUGUGAUUAGGAAAAAUCAACAACUCAAUUUUGAAUGAAAGGGACAGCAAUCAAGUGGCAGAGGCGCCUCUUAAAUUCACGCGACUGCUCGUGCUUGCGGGCAUAGUAUACGUCCUUCUCUGAACUGAAUGACUAUUUAAAUACUUAACCUACAAUCACACGAUCUACAAAGUUAUCACGGGAUGUUCAGAAAUACGCCCUUAUUCGCUGAAUUGUAUUUUUAAAUGUUUCCAUUUCCAUAUAGCUUGUCUUGGCUGUCUAUGCCAAGGUCAAGGUGAGCUGUGUGAAUCAAUAACUCACGUUGUUUUUCUUAUUUUCCCGUGUUUCACUAGUGAAAAGAUUCAACAGACAAGCUUUUGUCAGCUGCAGCGUGCCCUUUGACCCCAGCCUCUCGUUGCUCAUUGAGAAAAGGUUGGUCGAGGAGCUGAGCAAGACAUAACUGUAAUCUGCUGCUAGUGGAGUAAAUGGCUGAAACACUGGGGUUGAUUGAUGGAGCGUGAAAGGAACGUGACUCACAGAAGAGAGGUUGCAGUUAUCGCCCCCUCCCCAGGGUCCCUGUUGUUACAACGUUUAAUAUGUAAACUUUAAAAAAAUUAAGCACCUUACUUUUAGUUUGCUGUUGAUAUGUAACUGUUACUUUAAAAAAUAAAUGCAAUUUGAAUUAUAG